GAUGGCGCGCACCAGUCCUGCGGCGACGUCGCGGUCGCAGCACGUGUGUACGAGUGUAAAAAAUAAUUAAAAUAUUAACGCCCUUGUAAUUAACCGACGUUACUUGUGCCUAUCAUUUAUUGGUUGUCAAUGCCCGUAGUUUUUGAACGAAGUUUAAAAUACUACAGACGUGGAAAAGAAUCAAAAGAAUUAUUAAAGUUUGUUGAUAAAUAAUAAAAUUGCAUAAACAAAACAGCUCAAUUGUGAUAUUUGGGUGACGGCUUAUCGUUCGUAACGAACAAUGGAAACAUAUCGAGAGCUGAUAUAAGAAUAAAGUGGAUUUUUGAUUAGAUAACGAAAUAAACUCAUGUAUCGUCGUCCAAUACAAAGUGCAUCAAGAAAAUCGCGCACAAAUUGCGUUCAUCCUUUCUAUUCAAGUGUCUCAUGUGGGACUGCAACGUGAUUGUUGAUCGUAGCCGGGAAUGUGAAAACAAAGCACCAAGAUUUGUUUAUUUUCUUCGAAUAAUAGACAAUAAGUGACUCAAUUGCAGUAUGGGUAAUAGAACCGAAAUGGCUACGCCCGAAAACACCGAUGAAGAGAGCGGAGACGCGUUCACGGACGCUGACUUUGGCGAUUCCGAUGAUGAUCUCGUUGAACGGAAGGAUGAAACGAAAUCUUCCAGUAUACCCGUCAACGAAACAAUCAACACAACCCUGAGUAGUGAAAAUGACUGUAACGAAAGCGAUAUCAACGGUUUGGACGGUGUAAUUGGUGUGGAAAAUUGUGAGACGAAUGGUGAUUUGCAACAUAGUGAGGUGGAAACGGUUGACGCUCGGAAGGAUUCCGACGGUGACGAUAACCCUAUCCUUGGUAUCCUUGGAGACCAACACAAUCAUGCGGAGCAGCGGCUGGCUGCGCGGCGGGCUGCCCGGGCUGAGGCGCGCGAGAUCCGCAUGCGAGAGCUGGAACGGCAGCAGAGGGAACAGGAGGACCAUGCCGACAAGGCUUACGACAUGUAUGCAGAAACUGUGGGACGUCGAGGUGGAGCCAGGUUAGCCGCGUUGAGCCCGGCCGGUCUCCACUCGCCCAGACGGAGUUCAGAGGAUUCUGAUGAAGUGCUCAGUAUAAAAGACUUGAGGCACGAACUAAAAGAAGUGGAGGAGAAGUUCCGCAAAGCGAUGAUAUUGAAUGCUCAGUUGGAUAACGACAAGGCGGCGCUCGCCUACCAGUUGGAGCUGCUCAAGGAUCGGAUAGAGGAGUUGCAGGAAGAAUACGCGCAACUACAGCGUGAACACAAAGAGAAGUGCUCAUCGCACGAGCGGCUGAAGCGCGAGCACGCGGCGCUCGAGCGCGAGCUGGGCGCGGCGCGCGACGCCGUGCGCGCGCGCGACGCCGCCGCCGCCGACGCGGGCUUCGCCUUCGUGGACGCGGGCGACGCGGCGCCCGCGGCCGCCGGGGGCGCCGGGGGCGCCGGGGGUGGGGGCGCCGUGCCCGCGCUCGCGCUCGUCUCGCACCAGUCGCAGGCGCUGCUGGAGGACGGGGGCGAGGGGACGCUGGAUGUCCGGUUGCAGAAUUUAGUGAAUUCGAAGCAGGCAUUAGAAUCGGAAGUGCGCAAACUCAAACUGCAACUGAACGAGGAACGAGCGGCUCGACAGAACGGAGUAGCCUCACAUCACGAUCAGGACUAUGAGAACGAAGUGGAGACGCUGCGCAAGUGCGUGUCGGAGGCGAAGGGGCGCGCGGCGCGGGCGGAGGCCGAGGCGGCGCUGCAGGCCGGCGCCGUGGCGCGCCUCGAGGCGCAGCUGCAGCGCCUGCGCGCGCACCACGACGCGCAGGACGAGCGCGAGCAGGAGCUCAAGCAGGAGCGCCGCCGCCUGCAGCGCGAGGCUAGGGAGGCGCUCAAUCGCGUAGAAGAAUUGGAGACGGAGAACAGCCACCUCACCAAGCGGCUGGACAAGCUGAAGAACGCCAAGUCCGCUCUGCUCAAGGAGCUGUGACAGUGAUAGCCGUGUAGGGUGGCCACGGUUCCCGUUCGUGAAGGCGGUUAGACCCACCAAUUUUUUUGUUGUCACACUACUUUCGAAUUAUGUUUUCUCCAGUGUGGAUAAAACAUAAUACACCUUAUUUUAAAGCGGUUAGCGUAUGGAUAGUUCAAUUUUGACACCAAUAAACGUAAUGUCAAUAUUCAAUGGUUCAUAAAAGAUAAUCGUUUUAUUGUAUUUGGAUGGAUUGGAGAAGUUAAAACGCAAUGUAUAUUAUCCUGAAAAUUUUAUAUUGAUAUAACAAAUAAACAGCAACGCCUUCAUGAAUUUGACAUUUUUAACUGCUAUGUGUUAUUUUUAUGGAAUUGAUGUUUUUAUAUGCCGUUUAGCAAAUCUCGAGUAAGAUUUAUAAUACAAUAGGAAGCUCGUACAAUAUAAAUAUAUUGGAUGGUGAUGUUCAUACAUUGUAUUCAUUUAUAAUGCUAAAAGUAAAAAACAAUACAAUAAAAAAAUACUCUUAGUAUACGAUUCGACUUUUGGAGCUUCGAGCCUAUUUGCGGCACGAUCUGACACAUUUGCGUCGAGCUCAAUAUAUUUAUAUAUGUAUAGUCUGUGGUAUACAUUAGUUUGUAUUCCCAAAACAUUUGUAUAUGAAGUACGGAGCAAAGCAAUGGUGUCUAAAAAUUUUUGAAAAAAAAUAAAUAAUCAAAUUGAAAAAGAAAUUUGGAAAAACUUGUUCAUUGCCAUAAAAAUAACAUUUGCAUAAUAGAUAAUUAAAUAAUGUGUUACAGAAUGAUGUGGAAAUGCGAUUCACAUUAAUCAAUACUAUAUGCAUUUUAUAUUAAUCUUAGUACAUGAUCCAGCAGUGAUUUCUCACUUGUCUCAUUUAUUUUUAUUAUUAAUCGAAAUUUAAAUCGACUAGUCGUGAUUUAUUACGUGCAUUUCUUUUUAACACUUACUUCCAAUUUUCAAAAGUCAAAAACGACUCGAAAGUGUAUUUUGUUAAUACCAAUACAGAUAAAAUAGAAUAAAUAAAAAAUGCUGUAUAGUUAUUCAGUCAUAAAUAUUAAGCAUUCGAUAUAUAUAUUUUUUUUUAAACAAGUCAUAAUAAAUCUAGAAGCACUUGCUUUUCAUGGCAAUAAAUUUAGAAAUUUGAUUGAAGAAAAUAUUAAACAUUGCCAUUGUGAAAGAUUUUUUAUAUCUGUGCAAUUUGUGUAUAAUUUGUUACAUAGAAUGUUAAAAUGUGUACUGUAUAUCGAACAUGCGUGUAUAUUUUAUUUGUAAAUAAGUUUUUUUCGCUAUGUUUAAAUAUUACAUUAUUUGAUUUAUUUACGAAUUCUGGAUUACAAUCGAACAGCUCGUAUUUAUUGAUAGACAGACAGACAGUGUAGUGUAAAAAAUAGGAAAUAGAUAAAAACAAUUACACGAUGAAAUUCAUAGAAAAACAUCUACCUAUGUACCUAGCUAGAAUAUUCAUAGUAAAAUUAUGUCUAACUUCUAAUAUGAAGUUUUCAUAGAUCCUUAGCUCAAUAGAAACUUUAAUUCGUAUAUAAAAACUUGUAUUUAACUGUCAAAAUUGAAUAGUGUAACAUUUAAAGAGCGAGAUAGCCAUAUUUUUUUUUCAAAGUGUCAAACAGAGAUAGAUGUAGAUAUGUAAAAUUAACGGACUGUUUUUUGUAACGCAGGUCCUAAACGAUCAUGAGACAUGACAUGCAAAUUUAUCAAACUUACAUCCUUUACUUUGAAUACACUUUAAAUGUUCAAAUGGCUUAUAUUGAUACAUGUUUUUGUUUGAUGAAAUGCAUGUCAUGCAACCAGAUUGUCUAGGUUCUCCAUUACAUUUAGUUUUUAAUGUAUUGUAAAUUUGACCGUUGUGAAUGAUUUUGUAUAAUAAUUAUAAUUCAAUUUGUAUAAUCUAAUAAUAAUUGUUUUAAAUACACUUGAUUAUUUAUUUGUUACGAGUAUAAAUAUUUUUGUAGGUUAGAUAAUUUUUAUGUUUUAUUAGCUUGCCCAAUUUUCGCUUUCGACUAAUUUCGUAACUUGCCAAUAAAUGGAUCGCUUUUUAAAUUUAUAUUCGCAGGAAUCAUGUUAUAUUUGGAUAUGAAAUUAUAACGAGUAAAUACUUAACUGAUUUGCGAAAAGGUAUGGUACUGCCGUGCUGCUGUUUUAUUUGCUCGACUUGGCUAACAUACAUAACUAGUACACAAACACAUAAGAUAUGGUCAUGACAUAAAACCAGAUUUUUUGGAGAAAUUUUUUUAAUGCAUAAUUGAAGUUGCAAUUUCACUGAAGGUUAUAUAUGUCUCAGAUGCAAUAUGUCCAAUAAUAGCUUAGGAAUGUCUAACGUUUAGAACGCAUUUUAAUUAAAUGGUUUACAUUUUAGCAAUAUGUAUCUUUUAUUUGACGUCGUACAAUUAAAAAUAUGACUAUUUUGGUAAUUAUUCAACUGAUUAUUUGAAUUUAUUACGUAACAGGGUUUAGCAACUUUAUAUUGCAAUAAUUUUUGUGUCAAUAUUUGUGGUGUUUGACGUCUUGCUCAAAAUUGUGACAUUUGUGAUGUCGUCCAAUAGAUCUCUUCGGUUCAGUAUUGUACGAGGAAUUUAUUACUUUAGCGUUGUUUGAUGUAAAGUUUGGAAGUUACCACUAUGAUAUAAUCUUUAAACUAGACAGGUAAACGCGAAUGCCUUAUGAUGAUGUUUUUGUGGUGAGUGCAGUGCUUUGUAUUUGUUAGGCUUAUCACAUUCAGUGUUUAAAAUGGCAUUUGAUAUUUUUUACAAACACUAGCAGUUUUUCUAUUGAAAUUAUGAGGUUCGUAAAGGUGGCAAAGUUAAUGAUUUGUUUGCCUACUAAUUGCAAUAUUAUUUCAUUUGCAAACUCAAGUUGCAAUAAUUUUACUGUGAAGCGUCUUUUAACUUAAUCAUAUGUAUAUUUUGUGAUUAGAACUGGUUAGAAGUCACAGUUAAUGACUGUAACAUGACCCAAAAUCAUAUGCGUAGUGUUUAAGUAGGCAUUUUGUAAGGAUGGUGUAUUUGGUGCUGCAUUACUAAUUUAUUUGAUUUAAUGAAAACCCAUACGUUUUAUACCGAGCGAAAGCUGCGAAACUGACUUAAUAUUAUGUAAAUCUAUUACUUUUAAUAAACUUCGCCUGUAA
Molecule: messenger RNA, 5113 nt
Organism: Zerene cesonia (dogface butterfly)
Lineage: Eukaryota; Metazoa; Arthropoda; Insecta; Lepidoptera; Pieridae
Product: leucine-rich repeat flightless-interacting protein 2
Exons: 8
Coding region: 532-1977 (481 amino acids)
Biological process (GO): regulation of DNA-templated transcription
Source: RefSeq, a predicted model, not a curated record